Peromyscus maniculatus bairdii (prairie deer mouse) is the source of this 2605-nucleotide messenger RNA. It is a transcript of the gene Ccne2, whose product is annotated as cyclin E2. NCBI's taxonomy places the organism in Eukaryota, Metazoa, Chordata, Mammalia, Rodentia, Cricetidae. The record is from RefSeq and is a predicted model, not a curated record.
CGUCCGAGGUGUCAGUCUGCGGCGCAUGCGUGCGGGGCGGGCCGGGCCAGGCCUAUAUAUUGAGUUGGCGCCGGCGCCAGCUGAGCCGAGCUGUAGAGGGUCUGGCGGUGAGGAGAGGUUUCAUAGGCCUCAAAGAAGAGAAUGUCGAGACGCAGUAGCCGUUUACAAGCUAAGCAGCAGCAUGCCCAGCCCAGCCACCCAGACUCUCCACUAGAAGAAGCCCAGAUAAUUCAGGCCAAGAAGAGAAAAACGGCACAGGAUGUCAAAAAAAGACAAGAGGAGAUCACCAAGAAGCAUCAGUAUGAGAUCAGGAAUUGUUGGCCACCUGUCCUGUCUGGAGGAAUCAGUCCUUGCAUUAUCAUCGAAACACCCCAUAAAGAAAUAGAAACAAGUGACUUCUCUAGGUUUACAAAUUACAGAUUUAAAAAUCUUUUCAUUAAUCCUUCGCCUCUGCCAGACUUAAGCUGGGGAUGUUCACAGGAGGUUUGGCAAAACAUGCUACAGAAGGAGAACAGAUACGUACAUGACAAACAUUUUGAAGUUCUUCAUUCUGACCUGGAACCACAGAUGAGGUCAAUACUUUUAGACUGGCUUUUGGAGGUAUGUGAAGUAUACACACUUCAUAGGGAGACAUUUUACCUUGCCCAAGACUUUUUUGACAGAUAUAUGUUGACACAAAAAGAUAUAAAUAAAAAUAUGCUUCAACUCAUUGGGAUUACUGCAUUAUUCAUUGCUUCUAAACUUGAGGAAAUCUACGCUCCAAAACUCCAAGAGUUUGCUUAUGUCACUGAUGGUGCUUGCAGUGAAGUAGAUAUCUUAAAGAUGGAACUCAAUAUAUUAAAGGCAUUAAAAUGGGAACUUUGUCCUGUAACAGUCAUUUCCUGGUUGAAUGUUUUUCUCCAAGUUGAUGCUGUUAAAGAUGUUCCUAAGGUUCUUCUACCUCAAUAUUCUCAGGAGACGUUCAUCCAGAUAGCACAGCUUUUAGAUCUGUGCAUCUUAGCCGUUGACUCAUUAGAAUUCCAAUACAGAAUUCUGGCAGCUGCAGCCUUAUGCCAUUUUACCUCCAUUGAAGUGGUUAAGAAAGCCUCAGGUUUGGAAUGGGAUGACAUUUCAGAAUGUGUAGACUGGAUGGUGCCUUUUGUCAGUGUAGUAAAAAGUGUAAGUCCAGUGAAGCUGAAGACUUUUAAGAAGAUACCCAUGGAAGACAGACACAAUAUCCAGACACACACAAAUUAUUUGGCUUUGCUGAAUGAAGUAAACUAUGUGAACACCUUCAGAAAAGGAGGGCAGCUGUCACCCGUGUGUAAUGGCGGCAUUAUGACACCCCCAAAGAGUACUGAAAAACCACCAGUAAAGCACUGAAGUUAACAACACAUUGGAAUUGAGCAGAUGCUGGAUAGAGUUUAUACACAUGAGUAAGUUUUACAUAAAGUAGUGCUAUGGCUGUCCUUGCCCGCUGAGGAGUUACACUGCCAUUCUUUUCUUUAAAAACUACAUCAAUUUGGCACUAAAUGCCUAGGAUGCAUGAAGCCCUGGGUUCAAUCCCCAGCACUACAAAAGAACAAAACAAAAAAACUUCAAAAAAAGAUUGGCACUAAAGAAAUUUCCUCUAGCUGUUUAAAAGAAAAGAGGACUUGUUUACAGAGGUGGCUUCAUUCCCAAGGACAGUGGAUAGAAGCCAGCAACAAUUCAUGCUGUAGCAGUUGUUUCUGUGUUUCUUUAAGUUCCUGUGUUACUGUGUUUCUCUUGAUAAACUAGGAAUUUUAUCAUUGGAAUAUGGACUAAACUAGUGCUACUUAAAAGAUGUAUUAGCUGACACAGAACUUUGAAUCUACAUUUUUAGAUUCUUAAAUUCCUAUACUCUUGAAUGGUGCAAUUUGUCUUUUGAAAAUGAAAUUUAAACUUAUUUACAAAGAUUGUUUUGUAAUAAAGUGACUAAUUUAUCUGAAGUUGUUUUGUAACAAUGAUAAAACUUGAAUUUUUACAAAUGGUGUGAAGUUCAAUCUGUUUUUAACUAGUCUGUUUGCCUUGCCAUCGUAUUUCUCAAUCAGUAAGGCAUUGAACCAAAUGUUUAAACUGUGCUCUAAACGAUGGGAGAACCAAAGAAAUUAUAAACAAGAUAAAUGCUUUGGCUUCUACAGGGGUUUUACUUCAUCUAAGGGUUGCUUUAUAGUCUUUUCAUAUCACAAUCUGGGUAAAACUUUAAUGCCUUUUCAAACUAUAUAAGAAAGUCACUUUAUUACACUAAUCUACCCCUAAGUAUUUUUGAAAUGUAGUGUGACUAAGGCUUUAUGUUUGCAAAACUGGCAGUCCAUUUUUAAGUCCCAUAUUAUGAGGACUGUGUCGACAUGGAAAGACUUAGCAUGUGACCUAAACUUCUAUUUUCUAUGGCAGAAAAAAUAUUAAAUGUAUACUGACUCCUAGAAAUCUAUUUAUUUAAACUUAUUGUAUAUAGAAUAGCUACUUAUGCAUUAAAUAUUUUAAGUUAGCCUUUGAAAAGGAAAUUUGGUCCUAAAAAAGUCAAUUUCAUUAGAAAAAAAGUGAUACCAGAUUGCCAGGUUACCAGACAUGUGAACCCUUUCUCUCUUUGAAGAAAUUGUAAACU